AGACUUCCCAGCCUGGAAGUGAACGUGAAGCAAAUAUGGCGGCGGCGGCGCUUACGCUGAGGACGCGGGCAGCAGGUCACUACGUUCACGCUGGCAACAUCCUUGGCACUCAGCGUCAGUUUAGAUGGCACCCGGGAGCCCAUGUGGGGCUUGGGAGGAACAAGUGCCUGUAUGCCCUGGAGGAGGGGAUAGUCCGCUACACGAAAGAUGUCUACGUGCCCAAUCCCAAAAACACGGAGGCUGUGGAUCUGGUCACUAGUCUGCCCAAGGGUGCUGUGCUCUACAAGACUUUUGUCCACGUGGUUCCUGCCAAACCUGAGGGAACCUUCAAACUAGUGGACAUGCUUUGAAGUCCUGUUGAGACCAUUGGAUGGAGCCUGGAGCCCAGGUCACAGGAACAGUGAUGAUGGAAGUCAAGGGUCUGGGUGAGAACAAAAUCUCCACAGAAGAGGCUGGAGAGAUGGCUCAGCAGUUAAGAGCACUGACUGCUCUUCCAGAGGUCCUGAGUUCAAUUCCCAACAACCACAUGGUGGCUCACAACCAUCUAUAAUCUCUUCUUGUGUGUCUGAAGACAGCAACAAUGUAUGCGUAUAAACAAAAUAAAUAAAUAUUUUAAAAAAGAGAGAUGGAAAGGGACAGGACAGGUGGCUGCUUCCUGAGGGGUAGGCAAGCAACCGUUGGAUAGAAGUGCAGCAGUGUCCUUGAGGGCUCAUAGCUUGGUGGCAGUUGAAGGAAUUAGAAGGCAAAGGUUUUAGCCCUCUCCCCAUCCCCAUGUACACAUACCCUUCACACUGCUCUUCAGGGUCACCCAUUGCCGGUCCCUCGAAGGCUUUCCUGGUCUGGGGUCUAUCCACAGAGGCAAAAGUACCUAAGGGCUUUGUAGCCUUUUCCUUGUCCUGCCCAAGGGCACUAACAGACACCAUAUAAGAGUUAUAUGGGGUUGCCAGGCGUGGUGGCGCACGCUUUUAAUCCCAGCACUCGGGAGGCAGAGGCAGGCGGAUUUCUGAGUUCGAGGCCAGCCUGGUCUACAAAGUGAGUUCCAGGACAGCCAGGGCUACACAGAGAAACCCUGUCUCGAAAAAAAACAAAACAAAAACAAAAAAAGUUAUAUGGGAAAAGCUGAGUUCUGCAGGGCACCCAAGGCUUAGAGGGCCCCACACUCUACACAGCACUACACAGUCAGCUGGGGAAAUCUGCCCCAGUGGUUUUGUCCAACAGUUGGGCACACAAGCCUACUGCCACAGGGUUUACUGGUGGGUCCUGGGCAGCCUCAUACAGGCUACCUCUCUGGGGACACCGUUAUGACCAAGAAAAGCAGAGCAAGGAAGUCUUGCACCACUGCUACCCAGCUUCCUUUGCUCCUACUGAUGGGUCUGUGGCCCAACCUACCUUGCUCCUGCUUCUACAAGCUUCUGACAUCUCUCCCUCCACUGCCUUCUAGCCACAUCAGACCCCUUGCCUGGCUGCAGGAUGCUAACACAUACUUCAUCCCCCACUUAGAGACAGCAGUGCAAGGAUCCUCAUUUACAUGUCUGCUCAUUUCCCUGGAUGAACCUGUGUAGGUGGCCCAUUGGUCGAGAUAGGGAGGAGCUCAGUCUUAGGAUCCAAUGCAAGCCUGGGAUACAGGCUUAGCCUCUAGGGGAGCAGAGUCCUAUCACUUCACCCCAGUACCCAUCUGCUCACUCCUGUUUCUUCUAACAGCCCUCAGCAUGUCUGGGAAGCACUUAGGUGAGGAAGAGAGUGUGUUCCUUUCUGGCCAUUGGCUCCAUCUGCUCCCCACAGCUCUGAUGGCCUUUGGACGGUCAGUCUGAACAGCAUUUUCUGUCCUCACCCUCCAUCCUCUGUCUGGUGCUCAGAGUUGGGAGUUGAGAGUCUAGGGCUGCAGCUCAACUUUAUUUUUGCUUCCUGCAUAUCUGCUGUGUGAUGCCCUGUCCCUGUCCCUCAGGAGAGGCCUAGCAGUGCUGGAGUUGCCCCCUCCAGUCCAUAGAAACCUGCUCUGGCUUUCCUCCCUGGGGCUGGAGAGCUAGGAAGAGACCUUUGUCUUCAAGGAGGGUUCUCCAGCAGUUUGUUUACCAAUGUAAGGGAGGGGCCUGGCCAGGAUGCUGCAAACAUUUCCUACUGCAGCUCUGAGCUAGAGGGAACCUGGGCUAUCUCAAAGGCCCCUUCCCUAAGGAACAGUUGCUUCUGUUAGGCCAGAAGAUGGGGCCGUUUGGUCAGCACCUAUGAACAAAAAACCAAGAGCAGCUGUAGCCCAAUGCUGGGAGCCAGAGACAGGCUCCCUGAGGUUUUCAGGCUGGUCAGCCCAGCUAAAAGACUCCAAGCUGUAGCUUCAAUAAGAGAUCUGGUCUCAAAGGAUAAGGCAGAAACUGAUAGAGUGGGAUCCUGGCAUUGUCCUCUGGCCUCUGCAUGUGUGCACAUUGGUGUGUGCACUCCCCCAGCACAUACAUUAAGUGUGUACAUUAAAAAA
This is a messenger RNA of Mus musculus (house mouse), 2467 nucleotides long. It is a transcript of the gene Mrpl27, whose product is annotated as mitochondrial ribosomal protein L27. The transcript has 3 exons. Gene Ontology annotation, cellular component: mitochondrial inner membrane; mitochondrion; mitochondrial large ribosomal subunit. NCBI's taxonomy places the organism in Eukaryota, Metazoa, Chordata, Mammalia, Rodentia, Muridae. The record is from RefSeq and is a predicted model, not a curated record. Gene Ontology annotation, molecular function: structural constituent of ribosome. Gene Ontology annotation, biological process: translation. Bases 36 to 350 code for a protein of 104 amino acids.